GUCAAAAUUCAAAAAAUAUUUCCAGAUGAAAAGCACAUGUUUUUAAAAUGAACGGGAAUCCUCGGCGUCCGAAGGCAACCAGGAAGAGAAAGACGGUGAAGGAAUGUCCAAAUCCUUUAUUUCUCAAAUGGUUAGAGCGAUGGAGAGACGAAGCGAAGGCAAAAGAUUCCAAGUUGCAGUAUGUUUACAACAAGGCAAUCAGUUCUCUUAAGAAGUAUCCACUACCUCUUGAAAGUGGCAAAGAAGCCACAAUCCUGGAUGGCGUUGGACCUGGUAUUGCAAAGAGGUUGGAUGAAGAAUUGGAGAAGCACAAUCAGGAACUCAAAAAUGAGGUAGUACUAGACGUGGCUGACGAUGAUGUUGCUGAGGUUGAUUUUCCCGACAUGAGAGUUCCCCUACCAACAGAUAUGGUCCAAACGUCACCUGUUAGCAAUGGUACACCUAAAACUGGGUCAACUGAACCAAAACCUAAAAAAAAACGAAAGUCUAGUCCAAGGGAGUAUAUUCCACUGUACAGAAGUGGUCCAUAUGCUAUGAUGAUGGCUUUGUUGAAAGCUAGUGAGAGAAUUGGUUACAAGGGGUAUUUGACCAAGGCAGAAUUACAGCAGCAAGCACAGCCAUUCACGGAUACAUCAUUCACAGUUCCAGAGCCAGAUUCUUAUUACACAGCCUGGUCAUCCAUGUCAACAUUGAUUAAGAAAGGAUUUGUGAUGAAAGCUGGUAACCCAGCAAGAUUUUCCCUAACAGAUGCAGGAUAUGCUCUUUGUAACAAGUUAACAACAGCUACAGAAACACACAACACAACCAUAGGCUCACCUUACCCAACCUCACCCCAACUACCAACUAAUCCCAUCUCACCACCCUCCACCCUGAGAUCACCACAGGUCUCCAAAUCACAUGCAGCCACGCCUAGAUCACAGGCCACUCCAAAACCCAGCACACCUUCAGCCACCAUAACUAGUAUGGACAGUCCUAGCAUCAAUGUUGUGACUGGAAAUGACAGUCCUAAUUCAGAAUAUCCAUAUGGAAAUCCCUCAAAAGAUUUCCUGGCUUCAUACAGAUAUAAAACAUCCGGGACCGAGGUGAUGCCAAACCAAGUUGGGUCGCUAAAGUUUUGGUAUGUUGGAAGUGAUGGUGAGUGUGUUGACCAUCAAGAUAUGGCUGGUGUGAUCAUAGAUGAUGAGAUAUCAUUUGGAUAUUUAAUAAAGUGUCAGAAGCUUGAACUGGACAAGUCAAAAGUAAAAUACAAACUUGAUGAGUCACGACCCGGUAAAGAUGGUUACAUUUUUGCGUAUGUCGAUAGUCAGAGUAUUGAGAGGUUAUCACAGGUUUCAGAAUCCACUACCUUGGCGAUGCCAAAAAAGAAACCGUCUGCCAUAACGACUACGAUGUUGAACGAAGCAGAAGAUGACAGCGACGAUGAGAUUCUUAUGAGGCCGUUGUUUGAACGACUCGCUGGUGCCCAGAGCGACUGUGAAAAAACGAACGCAAGUGCAUCCUCGUCUGUUGAAAAGCCAGAAAUUAUUUCAAUUACUGAACUAAAUCGAGCCAAAUCAUCAACAACAUCACGACCAAGUGGUUCAAAAUCAAACACGACUGGUUUAAAACCAUCCUCAGCGGCAUUGUCUGUACCUGGGCAAGAAAAACCGCCAUCUCAAACCACGCAACGGUCGACUCGAGUUGUUGAAACAAACUUAAUGACGACUCAAACGAAAUCAUUAAAUACCCAUGAAAAACAACCAACUCAGGCAAAACGACCAGUUCAGAUAACACUGGACACUGAGGAAAAACAACCUUUAACACUAGACAUAGAACCAUCAAAAACGUCUACUCAUUCAGAACCACCAAAGGAGAAAUCCAUAAGUCUUUUAGCGACAACAAAGGGACUCGAUCCUUCGAGCGAAAGUGCGACGUCGAACAAGGUUGAGAAAGUAAUUGUGCCUGAAUUUCAAUUGAAGCCAGGCUCAUACGAGAUUGUUCUGUGUGUGGACUUCAUUGAAACAACAGGAGGGUCUAAAACAGGCCGUAAAGAAGAAAUGGUGAAAGAACUUCGAAUGAACGGCGUAUAUUUUGAUGUGAGAAAAUUGAAUGUUGGAGAUUUCCUCUGGAUUGCGCGUGAAAAGAUUCUCCCCAUUCCUGGUCAGCUUGUGUUGCCUGAGAGACGAGAACUAGUGCUUGAUUACAUUGUUGAAAGAAAGAGAAUGGAUGACCUGUGCAGCAGUAUUAAAGAUGGACGAUUUAAAGAACAAAAGUUUCGUCUACUAAACUCCGGCUUGCAACAUCCCGUGUAUUUGGUCGAAGAUUUUGGUUCAAUGAACCUAAUGUCAAUGCCAGCUCAGACUUUAGAACAAGCAAUCGUAAAUACGCAGAUUGGUCAAGAAUUCUUCGUGAAACGCACACGGGAUAUCAAAGAUUCAGCAGCGUAUUUGACCCUCAUGACAAGAUAUUUACAAACGACUUAUGAGAAUAAAACACUGAAUGCAAUCAGGAGAGAAGACAUUGAACAUGUGAAGAUUGAGGAGAACAAGAUAAACACGUUUCUUAUGACUUUUCAAGAACUUAAUGAUAUUUCCAUCAAGAACCGAAUUCUAACGGUUGGAGAACUUUUUGGUAAACAGUUGUUACAAAUUCCGGGUGUGGCGGCCGAAAAGGUUGUUGGUAUUUUGGAACAAUAUCCGACGUUGAAAGAUCUACUAGAAGCUUACGAAGAACAGACGACAGAAAAAGCGAAAGAGACUUUGCUCAGUGAUAUAAAGUUUGGCAAGAUGAAAAGGAAAAUUGGCCCAUCUGUUAGCAAGACUGUGUAUCAACUCUAUUGCACUAAAGGUGCUUUGUCAUGACUUUGGUUUGCAGUUCAUCAUUUGAUACUUGUUUUCACAUUUAUAUCAUCAACAUUCACCAGUGUUAUCACCAGAGACACUCCAAAAGAUUGUAUAAAAUUUUAUAUAUUGUUGAUAUUGUUUAUAUAUAUAUUUACUGUUUAUAAAAUAGAUCAAGGUCUUAUAAGUAAUAUAUCAUGAAGAAGUAUAUGUUAUAUUUUAUA
Dendronephthya gigantea is the source of this 3043-nucleotide messenger RNA. Its product is annotated as crossover junction endonuclease MUS81-like. Gene Ontology annotation, cellular component: nucleus; Holliday junction resolvase complex. Gene Ontology annotation, molecular function: crossover junction DNA endonuclease activity; 3'-flap endonuclease activity; DNA binding. The record is from RefSeq and is a predicted model, not a curated record. The coding region runs from base 48 to 2840 and encodes 930 amino acids. Gene Ontology annotation, biological process: resolution of meiotic recombination intermediates; mitotic intra-S DNA damage checkpoint signaling; double-strand break repair via break-induced replication. The transcript has 24 exons. Lineage: Eukaryota; Metazoa; Cnidaria; Anthozoa; Malacalcyonacea; Nephtheidae.